CACGACCUCAAUUCAGCCUACUUCGCUAUGCUUGGCCUUGGGAGGGCGAGCUCCGUCGUCUUUAACAAGUUCAAAGCUCCCGCUUCUCCCCAACCGUUAUUCUCUUCCCUCCGGAGCUCCAUCUCCACAACCCGUUCGCCGCCACGUCGCGCCUUGUCCACCGAGUCUCUAGACGACCUCUACGACUAUACUUCUGGGCGUUGGGUCUACAACGACGCUCUUCGUCACAAGGAGCGGAGGGUUGCCUUCGAUGUCGACGGGUUGUGUCGACUUGCAGCCGAGUCUAUUCAUCAAAGUCCUACGGAUGUCGUCACCAUAUCCAAGCUCGCUGAGGGCGGGUUCAACCGCACCUUCGUCAUCGGUCUGCACGAUGGUCGGCAGUUGGUUGCCCGGGUUCCCUACCCCAUGACGGUCCCUGACUACUACGCCGUCGCCAGCGAGGUGGCCACUAUCGAGUACCAGCGGUCCUGCGGGAUUCCUGUCCCUGAGAUAUAUGGUUACUCGGCGGACUCGAACAACGUCGCUGGAACCCCGUACAUUCUUAUGGAGUUCGUUCACGGCCCGAAGCUCAGCGAGAUCUGGCCCAGCCUCGGGGACGAGCAAGUCAUCUCCGUCGUCCGCCAGCUCACUCAGAUCGAAUCACGCAUGAUGUCACAGCCAUUCCCUGCUGGCGGGAGCCUGUACUUCACAGAAGACCUCGAGAAGGUUGCCCCAGGGAUGGGCGUGCCUCUGGAGGACAAGCGUUUCUGCGUCGGGCCGGACACGAAGUUGGCGUACUGGUAUGGCAGACGGGCAGGCCUCGACGUCAAUCGAGGACCAUACAAUAGCGCCGAAGCAGCUCUCGCAGCAGCGGCGCAGAAGGAGAUUGCCUACCUAAAACGCUUCGGACAACCGCUCCUGCCGUUGCGGCGCGAAAGGCGGCCUAGCUACAAGUACCAGCAGCAGUCUCCGUCGGAUCACAUCGAGAACUUGGAGCGGUACCUCAGCAUCACGUCGUCGCUUGUUCCUAAGGACCCCGCUUUAAGUCGGUUCUGCAUCCGCCAUCCAGACCUCCAGCCGAACAACAUCUUUGUGUCAUGGUCGCCCGACCCGGGCUUCGACUGCAAAAUUGUCAGCGUGUUCGACUGGCAGCAUACCUCUAUUCUACCCGUGUUUCUCCUCGCCGGUAUUCCUGAACGCCUCCAGUACCACGCAGAUGGCGCGUCGCAGUCUAUGGCGCCGCCCUCUCGACCGGAGAACCUCGACAAGAUGAGCGAAGGUCGGCGAGCCCGCGAGGAAUAUCACUACCGUUGUCGCCUCGUUCACUAUCUCUACAUCACCAACACGAGGGAGUGCAACCCGCUUCACUACGCCGCCUUUACAGACCGCCUGUGCGCGCUCCGUAGGCGACUCUUCCUGUACGCUGGUGGCCCGUGGGAGGGUGAGACUUUCGACCUGAAGGCUGCGCUUAUCCAGGCCACGAACAAGUGGGAGGAGCUUACGGGUGGAGGCGUGCCGUGUCCCCUCAAGUUCGACUCCAAGGACUUGGAGAAGACGGCGAGGGUUGGCAAAGAACUGCGCGAAGCGACCACGGGCUUCGACCGCUUACAGUCCGUGCACGACGUCGGGGAGGAGGGCUGGGUACUGGUUGAGGACUACGAGCGUGCCGUGGCUUUCUUCAAGCAGUUCAAGGAGGAAGCGUUCGCCGGGGCUCAGUCAGCGAGGGAGCGGGAGGAGGUUAUGGGUCACUGGCCGUGGGACGACAUGGACGAGGAUAUGUAUAUGUAA
Molecule: messenger RNA, 1767 nt
Organism: Mycena indigotica
Lineage: Eukaryota; Fungi; Basidiomycota; Agaricomycetes; Agaricales; Mycenaceae
Product: APH domain-containing protein
Exons: 3
Coding region: 28-1767 (579 amino acids)
Cellular component (GO): mitochondrion
Source: RefSeq, a predicted model, not a curated record